AUGCGCGGGGCAGCAGCACGCGACGCGCGGGCUGCCGUAGGGCGUGAGGCGCAGGGCCGCAGCACGGGCGUAGGGCAGGGCGCAGGCGCAGGGCAGGGCGCUGGCGCAGGGCAGGGCGUUGGCGCAGGGCACGGCGCUGGCGCAGGGCAGGGCACUGGCGCAGGGCACGGCGCUGGCGCAGGGCAGGGCGCUGGCGCAGGGCAGGGCGCUGGCGCAGGCUGCAGCAGCGCAGGGCAGGGCGCUGGCGCAGGGCAGGGCGCUGGUGCAGGGCACGGCGCUGGCGCAGGGCAGGGCACUGGCGCAGGGCACGGCGCUGGCGCAGGGCAGGGCGCUGGCGCAGGGCAGGGCGCUGGCGCAGGGCAGGGCGCUGGCGCAGGGCAGGGCGCUGGCGCAAGCUGCAGCAGUGCGUGA
Closterium sp. Naga37s-1 is the source of this 411-nucleotide messenger RNA. Lineage: Eukaryota; Viridiplantae; Streptophyta; Zygnematophyceae; Desmidiales; Closteriaceae. The record is from the annotation of a GenBank genome assembly.